Messenger RNA from Diaporthe citri, 4293 nucleotides. RefSeq lists its product as uncharacterized. Gene Ontology annotation, cellular component: Rpd3S complex. The transcript has 7 exons. Gene Ontology annotation, biological process: regulation of transcription by RNA polymerase II. The record is from RefSeq and is a predicted model, not a curated record. The coding region runs from base 1 to 4293 and encodes 1430 amino acids. NCBI's taxonomy places the organism in Eukaryota, Fungi, Ascomycota, Sordariomycetes, Diaporthales, Diaporthaceae.
AUGAGUGCACCACCGACGACGAGAGCCACGCGCUCGCGAUACUCGAGUCCGGCUGUGGGUGGGACAGGAGCAGGGCGGCGGGGAUCCAACGACAGCAGCAGGGCCAAGGACAAGGAGAGCAGAGAUGCUGCGUCGCUGGACCGGUCGAGGCAGUUCAUGGAGGCGUGGAUAGAGCCCGAGCGUGCCAGGCUCGCGAGCUUCCAGGAGGAUGGCCUCAUCCGGCAGGGGGUUCUGGAGACGAUGGAGCCGCUUGGGACGAGGCCCAAGCCGGCCAUGUUCAGGAAGCUGCUUGGCGCGAGCAGUCCAUUUCACGGCGGCGGCGCGUCGGGGGCUCGUGACGGCUCCUCAGGGCAGGAUGGGAGUGCAUCGACGACGGGGCCACGCAAGAAUGGGGGCAAGCGUAUUGUUCUUAAGCGGAAGAAUGAGUUGCUGCUGGGGACAAUAGCUCGAAUGGCCGACUCGACCUGUCGGGCACCCAGUCGCCCACCCCCUCCACGGCCGUGGCCACCCCUCAGCCUUCGUCAACACCUGCACCUGAAGCGGUACCUGGAUCUGGAGCAGAACCUGAACUCGAACCUCCAGAAGCAGCAGCAGCAGCAGCAGCAGACACGAGAGCAGAUGCAGACUCAGAAACUGAACCUGAGCAUGAGCCAGACCUUGAACUUGAACCUGCACUCCCACUUCUCGAGAAUAACAACUCGCCAACCCUCACUGCUUCUGCUGCAGCAACCAAACACCAAGCUUCAGCCUCAAUCCCCCCGACUUCAGACAUCGUUCAACCUGAGCCUGAAGACCAGCCCACAACUACCCUCAUUCUCCUCAUCUCACCAACCUACGACGCCGCGAUCUGUCGCGUCUUUCAACGACAUUGACGACACUUUCUUCAAGCGCGAAUCAUCAGCGCAAAGCGCGUCAAUUCUCGACAUGGCACCCAGGACGCGCGCGCAGUCGGCCGCGCCGCAGCAGACUACUAGUCCUGCCGCCCAGCCUGAUCAGCCAUCUUCCCCUCAGUCGCCAGCCCAGCCACAGCUGCGCGACGGGCCUCACUAUACUGAGUCUGAACUCGAGCGCAUUGUUGCGCAGAAGGAAGUCGUGGAGAAAGCAUUUGACGCCGCCGUGGAAGAAGGCCUCCAGCAACACAGAUACGACGUGGCGUACGCGUACCGGGCCCUAUACGAGGAGUACCAGGACAAUGCGCGCUUUCUGUUGCUGGCGGAGUCUAUGUUCCGCCAAACGGCCAGCCCAAAUUCUGUCUUUAGUUUUGGCCUCUAUCUAAAGCCCAAACUGGCCGAGGGAAACAAAGACGGGACUGCCAUCAGAUACUUUGAGGCAGAGACGCGCGAAAACAAAGAAUACGUGCCCCACCCGCCGCAGCCUGGCCCAUACAGGGAUCUCGUCAGCCUGGACCUGUCAAGGCUGCAAGAACUUGCGGACAACAAGAAACGCAAGCGGGAUGAGGACAACAGCGCCGAUGAAACCACUGACGAGAACGACCUCCAGCACCAAAAGGAGCUGCAGGGUCCAGAGCAGGCAGAGGCCGAGCCAGAAACAGCUGAGGUCGAGCCCGAGGCGGUCGCCACUCCGCCCCACCCUUCCAAGAGGCAGAAAUUGCAGACUCGCGAGCCAUCCGCCGGCCGCUCCGCCGGCCGCAAGACUGCAUCUGCAUCUGCAUCGCGCGGAAUGAAUGGCCGCGCAAACGCGUCGCCUUCGCGGCGCAAGACUCGCUCGGGCUCAGAGGCCGACGAGGACAAGCCGGUGCAAGACAUCGGCGAUGAGCCCGCUGCUGCUGCUGCCGCUGCCGCUGCCGCUGCCGCGUCCGCCGCCGACGCCGACGCCGUUGCUGCCGACGAGACGGGCGCCCCCAAUCCCAACGGGGCAGGGCCAGGACCUGGUCCUGAGCUCCAGCCAAUAGCGGCGCGCCCAAGGCGGGCACCCGCUAGAGGGCGACGAAACGCAAAUGCGUCUUCCGAACCCAACGCCAACAACAACGCCGGCCAGCAGACUGCUGCAUCGACCAUCCCCGUCGGCGAUGCACCAGGCCCGGGACCACAGCGUUCCAGAAACCCUCGUCGCGGCGCUCCGGAUUUCACGCCCACCCAGAAGCUGAGCGAGGACGACUUGGCAACCACGCGCAGACGCGCGGCGAGGGAGACCACCCAUCGCCUGACCAACGACGCUCGCUCCAAGGACGACAGCCACGCCAGAGCCGAGCCGAUGCCAGGCUCACGUGUUCGUGAGCUGUCCGCACAGUCGGACUUAUCGUCACUACCAGACGUGGAGGAGCCGGAGCCGGAGCCACAGCCGGAGCCAACUGCUGCGACUGGUCGCGGUGCCAGAGCAACCCGCGCCGCAAAGCGGCAGCACGAAGACGGUGACGGCGACGAUGCUGCAUCGACGUCGCCCGACUUUGCUCCCCACGCAGAGCCCAGCACCGGCGUGACCUCUCGGGCUGCAACACCUGUCCGCCCUGCCAAACGGGCCCGUACUGGUCCGCGACUUAAGGUGUCGCCGAUGAAGAACAAGGCAGGAACUGCGGCUGGAAAUCCUCGUGCCCGCGCCGACCGUGCCAGCCCUACCAUGAAUGGAAACCCGAACGCUCAGGUGGACAAUGACGAUUUCUGCUCAGCCUGCGGCGGCAACGGCGAGAUCGUCUGCUGUGAUGGAUGCACACGCGCCUUCCACCAGCUGUGUCACGAUCCUUUCAUCCCCUACAGCGUCCUGAGCGACGAGGACGAGGAGUGGUAUUGUUGGGACUGCAGCAUUAAGCGCGAUCCAGGUCUCGUCAAGCAGCACAAGGGCCCAUGGGGAGCUUUGAUGACUGCGCUCGACAAGAAGCACGCAGUGAGCUACCGCCUGCCCAAGAAGACCCGGGAGUAUUUCGAGGGCGUCAGGACAGGCCCCGACGGAGAAUACGAGGACUUCGUCCCCCAGCCCAAGGGAGCAAAGAAGCAAAAGACCAUCGACAAGAAGGAGUUUGACUUUCACCAGAUUGUCGAUAAGGACAACAACCCCGUUCUGUGUCACUCCUGCAAGGAGGCCACCAGAGAUGACCGCCCUAUUCUCCCGUGCUCCGCGUGUGGCCUAUGGUGGCACACUGACUGCCUGGAUCCACCUCGGGCUACUACCCCGAAUCCAAGCGUGUUCAGGUGCCCAUGCCACGUUGACAACCUCCAACAAGCUGUCGGCCCCUUGGGCCCUGCCCACAAGUUUCGGAAGAUCAGAGGCCAGUCCGAGAUCCACUACGCCUUCCGCCGUGGCAACGUCAACAAUGGUUACAUUGAGAUUGACGAUGAUCCGGAGCCAGCAGGCCACAGCGGUUUCCGUGAUCCUAGCUUCGGACACGUCUACCGACUAUCUGCAGGGGGUGUUCAGGCAGACUUCAUGCACAAAGCUCUUCGUGACCCCAGGGUUCCUAUGAAGCCAGUCACACUGCCGCGGAGGCUUCGUGAAGGCGAAAAUAGGGAGAAGAUGAAAGCCGCUUUAAACCUCCUGCAACUCAGAGAAGCUCGAGUAUCGCAUAACGUCUUCCCUGCCGAUUCUCAGCAGAGGUACGGCCCCGUGACUUCUGGCGACAAGGUGCACGCCACCGAUGAGUCCUUGGAUUCCGCCAGCGUCGAAGAGCUGGCGGCAAUGGAGGAGGCGACUCGCAAACAGUACGACAGAAUCGUCUCCGAGCUGAAGAAACGUGACGAGCGUAAACACCCACAGGGCGGUGUUGGCGACUCUGCUUCCAACGUGGCAGUGGCUCCCAGUCCUACGAUUACCAAAACGCCUCGCAGAAGCGGCCGCCUCACUACCUCCACCACAAUUGACGGUCAACGGGGCGCAGUAACAGCGAACCAAGACAAUCCUGACAUGAACGGUGCGGACCCUCGGCGGGAGCCCACUGUGAAGUCUGGAGUUCAGCCGGCUACAACCGCCGAUGGUCGCGCUCCCGCUCCCGUCACGAACGAGAAGACAGCCAAAUACGACGAUGACUCCAGUGUCACUCAAGUCGUUUCAAAUAUUGUCGACGCUGCCGUGGCAUCUGUCGUUGGCAAAGAUGCCACAUCUACUACUGACACGAUUGCCGACAUGGCCACGAACGUCGAGCAAAAAAUCGAUCAAGACCCUACUCAGGCCGCCAUUGACUCGGCCCUCACCCCGGUCUCCGAAGCAAAUAAGGACGGCGACGACCAGACUUCGGCGGUGACCAAUAUCAAGCCUGCCAUGAGCGGCGUCGAGACUCCCGAGACGGAGCCCAACGUACCCGACCAGGCUACCUCUCCAGCAGACGCGAUGGAGUUGGACUAA